UGGUUUCCCUCGCUGAGAUAUACAUAGGUGGCAGUUGCUGGAGUGAGGACUCUGUAAAAAUGCGACAAGAAAUUGCUCUGUUUUUCAUGGCGUAAUAAUCAAUCAUCGCCACCGAAUGUAAAAUCUAAGCCUUCACCAACUCUAUUCUCCCUGUUCUUUAUAUAUAUUCUACGAUUUGCGCCUCGCUUUUUUCUCUUUGCGUGUACCGAAAUUUACAGCCGCUUCUACAAGAUUCUUGAAGGUUUCAGAAGAAGCUCAAUCGGCUUCUGCCUUUAGAUCUGUUUUCUGAUCCCUUCAUCGCGUUUGAGCGCCUGUCAAACAUUCUGAACUUCAUUAUGUUUUGAUUCCGGUGAUUUUUUCUUCACUUUACUGAAAUUGCAAUCGACUUCCUCCACUUCUCUUUUACUUACAAAAUAGUAUCCCGAAAUAUCCAUGUUAGAGAACUUCUGGUGAGGACUUGCUGCGGUUUGGAAUGUGGGAUCGAAAACGUGAAGCUUUCUCAACGUACAAGCGAUUGUCAUAUAAAGAUAACGCAAAUCCAAUUGACAUGGAGGAUAAUUCAGCUCUUUUGCAGAGUGGUAAGGAUUUCGAAGCCUCAAACCCUUCGUGGAGUCUUUCUUUACCGCAUGUGCUAGUGGCAACCUUAACUUCAUUUCUAUUUGGCUACCACUUGGGAGUAGUAAAUGAACCACUGGAAAGCAUUUCUGCGGAUCUUGGUUUCAAUGGAAAUACAUUGGCAGAAGGUUUGGUUGUGAGUACGUGUUUGGGUGGUGCCUUAAUUGGAUCUUUACUGAGUGGUUGGGUAGCUGAUGGGGUUGGGCGUCGUAGGGCUUUUCAACUGAGCGCUUUGCCAAUGAUUCUUGGUGCUGGAAUGAGGUUGUUUUCUAAUCGUGAGGCAAUUCUAGCCAACGUUGACCGUGCUGUUCAUCAUACCUUCAUGCUUUUUACUCGGCAAUCUUUGGCAUUAUUUCCAUGUAUUAUAAUAAACUGUGCAAUGACCAAAACUCUCGCUGGAAUGCUUUUGGGACGAUUGUUUGUUGGGACUGGAAUGGGUCUAGGCCCUCCUGUUGCUUCUCUCUAUAUCACUGAGGUCUCUCCUGCAUUUGUGAGGGGAACAUAUGGAAGCUUCAUUCAGAUUGCUACAUGUCUUGGACUAAUGGCGGCCCUCUUAAUAGGAAUCCCUGUCAAGGAGAUAGUGGGCUGGUGGCGUACUUGUUUCUGGGUGUCUACUAUUCCAGCUGCAUUAUUAGCUCUAGCCAUUGUAUUUUGUGCCGAGAGUCCACAUUGGCUUUAUAAGCAAGGACGGACUGAGGAAGCAGAAACUGAAUUCGAGAAGCUUCUUGGUGGAUCACAUGUAAAAUCUGCUUUGACAGAGUUGUCCAAGUUUGACAGGGGAGAUGAACCAGAUGAUGUAGAACUUUCGGAAUUGCUCUUUGGUCGCCACCUACAAGUUGUUUUUAUUGGAUCAACUCUAUUUGCUUUACAACAACUAUCUGGAAUAAAUGCUAUAUUUUAUUUCUCCUCGACUGUUUUUAAAAGUGCGGGAGUACCAUUGAACCUUGCAAAUGUCUGCGUGGGAAUUUCAAAUUUAGCAGGAUCUGUAAUCGCAAUGCUUUUAAUGGAUCGAUUAGGAAGAAAGCUGCUUCUUCUUUGGAGCUUUUCUGGGAUGGCUGUAGCAAUGGCCCUCCAAGUAGUCGCAGGAAGUUAUCAUUCCUCAGACUCCAGAGCUGUAUACUUGUCUGUAGGUGGCACGUUGAUGUUUGUCUUAAUGUUUGCUCUGGGAGCUGGUCCGGUUCCAGGUCUUCUUUUACCAGAAAUUUUUCCCAGUCGGAUAAGAGCAAAAGCUAUGGCAAUCUGCAUGUCGGUGCAUUGGGUGAUAAAUUUUUUCGUCGGAUUGCUCUUUCUACAAUUGUUGGAGAAGAUGGGGCCACAGCUUCUGUAUUCUGGUUUCGCUACAUUCUGCUUGAUUGCAGUUGUAUUCGUGAAAAGGAAUGUGGUGGAAACCAAAGGAAAAUCACUUCAAGAAAUUGAAAUAGCACUUCUACCUCAAGAAUAAUGCAUAAACACUAGGCUGGUAGCUUCCUCAAAUCUCAUGAAGAUCACUGCAGAUAAUAUACUAUGCAGUAUUUCCUCCACUUCCAAAUAUCUAUUAACCGAUGCCCUUGCUUAGAAUCAUUCACAUUGUUUUGUUAUCAAACAAUCUAUAUGUGCGUGUAAUCUAUUACUGUAGAGCAGUAUUUCCUUGUCAGAAAUGAGUGUAUAAUAGAGAGCUAAAAAUUAAGCGAAUACAGAGAAAUGCCAGACUUGAUUUUGUCUCA
This is a messenger RNA of Benincasa hispida (wax gourd), 2318 nucleotides long. Its product is annotated as putative plastidic glucose transporter 2. Gene Ontology annotation, cellular component: membrane. Gene Ontology annotation, molecular function: hexose transmembrane transporter activity. Gene Ontology annotation, biological process: monosaccharide transmembrane transport. The record is from RefSeq and is a predicted model, not a curated record. Lineage: Eukaryota; Viridiplantae; Streptophyta; Magnoliopsida; Cucurbitales; Cucurbitaceae.